AUGAGCAGCAGUGGGGUAGCUCAGAAGGGUAUCCUGGCCAACCGGGUAGCAGUGGUCACCGGGUCCACUGAUGGGAUCGGCUUGGCCAUCGCCCGGCGCCUGGCCCAGGACGGGGCCCACGUGGUGGUCAGCAGCCGGAAGCAGCAGAACGUGGACCGGGCCGUGGCUAUGCUGCAGGGGGAGGGGCUGAGUGUGACAGGCACUGUGUGCCACGUGGGGAAGGCGGAGGACCGGGAGCGGCUGGUGGCCAAGGCCCUGGAGCACUCUGGGAGUGUCGACUUCCUGGUGUGCAAUGCAGGCGUCAACCCUCUGGUGGGGAGCACCCUGGGGGCCAGUGAGAAGGUCUGGGACAAGAGUCUCUCUGUAAGAAUUAGGGCUCCUCAGUUGUUAGUUUCAUCUCUUCUCUGCGUCUGUCUGUCUCCUCUCAGGAAGGGUGCUGUCAUCCUGAUCUCAUCCAUAGCAGCUUAUAUACCACACGUGGAACUGGGUGCCUACAAUGUAAGCAAAACAGCCCUGCUGGGCCUCACCAGGACGCUGUCAUUGGAACUAGCUCCCAGGAAUAUCCGGGUGAACUGCCUGGUUCCAGGAAUUAUUGACACCGACUUCAGCAAAGUGUUACACAAGAACAAGGCUCUCUGGACAAGCUUGAAUGAAAACCUGGGGCUGCAGAGGAUUGGGCAGCCUGAGGACUGUGCAGGACUCGUGUCCUUCCUGUGCUCUUCGGAUGCCAGCUACAUCUCUGGGGAGAAUAUCGCGGUGGCCGGCUUCUCCUCUCGUCUCUGA
Messenger RNA from Propithecus coquereli (Coquerel's sifaka), 783 nucleotides. RefSeq names its product dehydrogenase/reductase SDR family member 2, mitochondrial-like. Gene Ontology annotation, molecular function: carbonyl reductase (NADPH) activity. NCBI's taxonomy places the organism in Eukaryota, Metazoa, Chordata, Mammalia, Primates, Indriidae. The coding region runs from base 1 to 783 and encodes 260 amino acids. The transcript is spliced from 9 exons. The record is from RefSeq and is a predicted model, not a curated record.